Molecule: messenger RNA, 950 nt
Organism: Emys orbicularis (European pond turtle)
Lineage: Eukaryota; Metazoa; Chordata; Testudines; Emydidae
Product: C-signal-like
Exons: 6
Coding region: 84-854 (256 amino acids)
Cellular component (GO): cytoplasm
Molecular function (GO): oxidoreductase activity
Source: RefSeq, a predicted model, not a curated record
GGUGUUAGGAGGAGCCCAAGCAUCAUUAUUUAAGCUGAGCUGCAGGUGGGGAGCAAGUGGCUGGAAGCUGCAGCUCAGUGACGAUGGCAGAGUUCAAUGUCGGGAGCGUUCUGGUGACUGGAUCCAAUCGAGGAAUCGGCCUGGGACUCGUGAAGCGAUUUCUAGAGCUACCAAAUCCACCAGAAUGGAUCUUUGCCACCACCAGGGAACCGGAUGGAUCCCAAAGCAAGGAGGUAGUAGAGCUGGCACUGAAGCAUCCAAACCUGGUGGUGCUGCAGCUGGAUGUCACAGAUCCAAACAGCAUAAAGGCAGCUGCACAGAGAGUGGAGGAGCAUGUGCAAGGACAUGGACUGAAUCUCCUGAUAAACAACGCUGGCAUCACACGGAUGACCACCAUGGAGAAUGAGAACGUUGACACCAUGGCAAUUGUAUACCUAACUAACACAGUUGGGCCCCUGCUGGUGAGCCAGGAGUUCCUGCCGUUGCUGAAGAAGGCUGCCCAGCAGAGUACCCAGACAGGGCUGAGCUGCAGGAAGGCCGCCAUUGUCAACAUGUCCAGCACGGCUGCUUCCAUAGCACUUGUUACAUCAUGGGAACUGCUGCAAGACCCCAGCUACCGCUGCAGCAAGGCUGCUCUGAACAUGCUCACCAAGUGCCAGUCCUUGGAGUACAAAGACUAUGGGAUUCUGUGCACUUCUAUCCACCCUGGCUGGGUGAAAACCGGAAUGGGAACAGAAAAGGCCCCACAGACCGUGGAAGAAACCACUCAAGCAAUCCUGAAGAUGCUUUCCAUGCUCUCUGAGAAGGAGAAUGGUUCCUUCGUGGGCUGGGAUGGACAAAUCUAUCCCUGGUGAGAGAUGAGCUUGCCAGGUGUGAUUAGAUCAUAGAGGUGCCGGCAGUGUUACCUGUACAUGACACACCAAUAAACAACCUGAGCUGAAUUACAACCU